Meira miltonrushii is the source of this 1634-nucleotide messenger RNA. Its product is annotated as cobW-domain-containing protein. The record is from RefSeq and is a predicted model, not a curated record. The transcript is spliced from 3 exons. Bases 27 to 1634 code for a protein of 535 amino acids. NCBI's taxonomy places the organism in Eukaryota, Fungi, Basidiomycota, Exobasidiomycetes, Exobasidiales, Brachybasidiaceae.
GACCAACAUCAUUUCAAUCCAGCAAGAUGGCACCCGUUGCAGUAGAAAGUGGACCUGAUCCGAUCGUCUCUUUGCCUGUCAAAACAGGAUUGCAAACUUCAACAACGGAUGUAUUCCAAUAUGUUAAGAAGGACAAAAAGCUACCCGUGACUUUAUUGAGCGGUUUCUUGGGUUCUGGCAAGACAACUUUAUUGGAGCGCAUCUUAACUUCAAAUCACGGUUAUCGAAUCGGAGUGAUUGUGAAUGAUAUGGGCGCAUUGAACAUCGAUGCAGCACUUUUGGCCAAUCAUAAAGUACAUCAAAGUGAAGAACGUGUUGUAGAAAUGCAAAAUGGUUGUAUUUGUUGUACUUUACGUGGUGAUCUGCUGGAAGAAGUCGCACGUUUAGCAUUAGAGGGCAACGUGGACUACCUCGUCAUCGAAUCAAGUGGAAUUUCUGAACCAAUGCAAGUUGCUGAAACGUUUAGUGAUCAAUUUGCAGAAAUGCAUGUUCAAGCAGGUUUAGACUUAGAACAAGAAAUGGCAGCAGAUGAAGAUUCAAAAGUAAGAAAUGCAAAUGUUGCAAAAAUUUUAAAAGCAGGUGGCUUAUCACAAAUGUCUCGAUUGGAUUGUUGUGUUACAAUGGUUGAUGCGGUAAAUUUUUUCAACGAUUAUGAAACUGCCGAUUUUCUCGUUGACCGUCAUGGAAAAGAUGACGUACCCGAAGAGGAUGAUAGAAACGUUUCCGAUUUGCAAACUGAUCAGAUUGAAUUUGCCAAUACCGUGAUCAUCAACAAAUGCGAUUUGGUCCCUUCGAAAGAAAUUCAAAAGAUCCAAGCUUUGGUCAAAAUGCUGAAUCCCGAAGCUCGCAUCUUGACUAGCGUUCGAUCCAACGUUGAUGUAAGCUCUUUGCUGGAUACGAACUUGUUUGAUUAUGAGAAAGCAGCAAUGGGAGCCGGCUGGCUGAAGAGUUUGCGUGAAGAAAUCAAACCAGAAACGGAAGAAUAUGGAAUUGGUUCAUUCGUCUUUCGUGCACGUCGUCCAUUCCAUCCUGAACGAUUAUGGAAUACGGUAAAGGAUAAUUUUGUUGUCAUUCAAGAAGAAUACGUCGAUGAUGGUUUUGAAGGGGAUGAAGAGAUGGAUGAAGACAAAGAUGGUGAUUCUGAUGUUGCAAUGGAAGUCGAUGAUGAGAAGCAACCACAAUUGAACCCAAAAUUACGUCUAGAAUCCAAGAAAGCCAAUCCAACUUUUGCACCACUUUUACGUUCUAAGGGUUUCUUUUGGCUCGCAACACGUUCAAAUAUGUUUGGUGAAUGGAGUCAAGCAGGAGUCAUGCUUACUCUGAGCGGAGGUGACUUAUGGCGCUACAACGAAGAAAUUCGUCAAGCAAUCAAAGCGGAUUUUAAAGGAAAAUGGGGUGACAGACGUCAAGAAAUUGUUUUGAUCGGCCAAGAAAUGCAGAAAGGCGGUCAACAGCGCUUGCAAACAGCACUGGACGCUUGUCUACUGGAUGAUGCGGAAUGGGCUCAAUGGGAAAAGAUUACGAACAAUCGUAAAUGGGACCAAGAGCGCAAAAAAGAAGAAUUAGAGAAGAUCUUUGAAGAUGGUUUUGAAGAUUGGGUUCUUGAAGAUCAUACCGGUCAUGAUCACGAUUGA